Molecule: messenger RNA, 13101 nt
Organism: Pelodiscus sinensis (Chinese soft-shelled turtle)
Lineage: Eukaryota; Metazoa; Chordata; Testudines; Trionychidae
Source: RefSeq, a predicted model, not a curated record
AUCUUUCAAAGAACAGAUUUACUGAAAUUCCUCCUGAUGUCUGGCUGUUUGCGCCAUUAGAGACUUUAAAUUUGUAUCACAACUGCAUCAAAUCCAUUCCUGAAGCCAUAAAAAAUCUGCAGAUGUUAACGUAUCUUAAUAUUAGUCGCAAUCUUUUAGCAACAUUGCCAAAAUAUCUGUUUGACUUGCCACUUAAAGUUUUGGUGGUCAGUAAUAAUAAGCUGGUAUCCAUUCCAGAAGAAAUUGGAAAGUUAAGAGACCUGAUGGAGUUGGAUAUCAGCUGCAAUGAGAUUCAGGUCCUUCCCCAGCAAAUAGGAAAACUGCAAUCGCUUAGAGAAUUAAACAUCAGAAGAAAUAAUCUCCAUGUGUUGCCAGAUGAACUGGGAGACCUUCCCUUGGUAAAACUGGAUUUUUCUUGUAAUAAAAUUACAGAAAUUCCAAUUUGUUACAGGAAAUUACAUCAUUUACAAGUAAUAGUUUUGGAUAACAACCCAAUGCAGAUACCGCCGGCACAGAUAUGUUUAAAGGGUAAAUUUCACAUAUUUAAAUUCCUCAAUAUUCAAGAAUGUCUCAGAAUAGAUAAAAAACCAGAUUCCUUGGAUCUUCCAUCACUGGGUAAAAGAAUCCCAUCCCAGCCACUCACAGACAGUAUGGAAGACUUUUAUCCUAAUAAAAAUCAUGGUCCUGACUCUGGCAUUGGCAGUGAUAAUGGGGAUAAAAGAUUGUCUACAACUGAACCAUCUGAUGAUGACACAAUCAGCCUUCACUCUCAGGUAUCAGAAUCGACAAGGGAACAGACAAUAAGGAACGACAAUCAUUUAAUAGGAAGUAAAUUUGACUCCCCUAAAGACCAGGAGGUGUAUGAUUACAUUGACCCUAAUGCAGAAGAUGCAGCCAUUCCUGAGCAAGAUGUACAAAUGGGACCAUUUGUCUAUUACCUUAAGGAACGAGGAAAACACCCUGAGAAAUCACAGAAAAUAGAAAGGAAUGAUGAGUGGGGAGAGGAAAAAAGGCUUCAAAAAGAGAAGCUGUUGGCAGAGGAAGAUGAUGAACUGAAAGAGGUGACUGACUUGAGAAAAAUAGCAGCUCAGCUACUGCAGCAAGAACAGAAAAACAGACGGAGACCAUUAAGCUAUAGAACUUCAUUCAGUGAAAAACUCUUCCAGAGGACGAGGGCUGCAGGACGUGCAUCCAGGCUUCUUAAUCAUUCAACCUCAGUAAGCACAAGAAACAGGCCAAAACAGACUGUGGAAUCUGAAAAAAGCGUCUCAACAGAUGAAACAAAUUCUCCAGUAUCUCCUUACAGCUGGCAGCCCCUAGAAAAUCAAAAGGAACUGACAGAUGAGCAGCACUGGCCAGAAACGCAGCCUGUUAUCUGGCAGAAUGAAGAGAGGAGGAGGAGCAAACAAGUUAGAAAGGAAUAUUUCAAGUAUAAGUCUUCCAGAAAGUGUUCGAGUGGAAAUGAAAAUGAUGAGCAAGACAGUGAUAAUACUAAUGUGUCCCCACAGUCUCCUGUUUCAUUUGAGGAUUAUGAAAGGGCAGACGGUAACUCUCAUGCUCCGUUUGGCCUCAAACCUAGGUCAGCUUUCAGCCGUUCCUCUCGCCAGGACUAUGGAUCAGCAGACCCUGGAUUUACAAUGAGGAGGAAAAUGGAGCAUUUAAGGGAAGAAAGGGAGCAAAUAAGACAGCUUCGCAAUAAUCUUGAGUCGAGGUUAAAAGUCAUUUUGCCAGAUGACAUUGGAGCAGCAUUGAUGGAUGGGGUUGUUCUUUGCCAUUUAGCCAAUCACAUAAGGCCACGUUCUGUUGCAAGUAUUCAUGUACCAUCACCAGCAGUGCCUAAACUCAGUAUGGCAAAAUGCAGAAGAAACGUUGAAAACUUUCUUGAUGCUUGUAAAAAAUUGGGCGUUCCACAGGAAAGGCUUUGCCUGCCUCAUCACAUUUUGGAGGAAAGGGGUCUAGUGAAAGUUGGUCUUACAGUUCAAGCUUUGCUUGAACUACCUUCAUCUAAAGCAUCCCAGCUUUCCUCUGUCUAACGUGACUUUUGAAAACCAGGCAACUUAUCAUUGGUCUGUUGCUGCCAAGCAGUUCUGCUUCCUGAAUGGGAACAGCCAAGCCAUCAGAAGUAGUUUGUGCCCACACACUUUAAACAGAGCCUUACUUUGGAAAGAUACAUACAAACUUUAAUUUCAAACUGACAAUUACCUGAAUAUAAAGUUGUUCUGAUGUUUUAAAACUUGGAUGCACAAGAGAGUUUAACGGCAUCAGAUUCUGUGUCCAGGUAAUAUAAGUUCCCAGUUUUCCAUUAAUAUUUCAUGACCGUAUUUUUAAAAGCUGGAUUUUUUUUUUUUACUAUAAAUGCUGUUUUAUUUUAUAAAGAAUAAUAUGCACAGCAAACAAAGCCCUACUAUAAAAAGUUUGUCAAUCAUUUGGUUCAAGUGUAAAGAUAAAACAAAAGCCUCGCUACAGUAUGAUGGUGAAAAUCUGAGUGACACAUCACAUUGAAUCCAUUUUUGUUUCAUAUAACUCUAUAUUUGAGUUCUUUAUUUCUUGCACUUCUGACUGUAAUUUAUAUACUUCUAACAUCUCCAUUAUUUAGUUGGAUGUAUAAUAAUUACACAAAACAUUAUAUAGCAAAAAGGGUUUUUCCAACCUAAGUUCGUGCCAAACUAUUUUUUUAGUUGUACUGUAGAUUGUUUACAUGUGAAGUGCCUGUGUAAUUGAUGACUCUUGAUAGUCUUAAACAUUUUUGCAAUUUCUUUUUCUGAACUAGAUGCAAUGGGAAUUUUAAAAUAUUUUAAUAGUUUUUUGUAAGGUCAGUAAAUGAUGCUUCACAUUUUUGGUGUUAUAUGUUUUAAGUUGCACAAAUUAAUUAUGUUGUCUAAUGAUUGGAAAAUAAUGUAAAUACAUGUUAUUUAUGCUAUUUAAUUUAGUAAUACCCAAUCACUUUUGUUUUAAUGUAUUGUUAACAAAAAUUGUCACUUUGAGUUAUUUUUUCCUUGUUUGGGACAAACCAUGAUGUCCAGAGAUAAAUCAGAAGGGUGUGGGCUAGGGACCAGUACGUAAUAAUCAUUAAGGAUGUUUUGAUAAAGCUGCCAAAAUCUCAGGUUUAUGCUGUGACUUUCAGAAUUUUACAUUAUGUUGGUCCAUUAGAUUUGUACAUUAUCAGAAAUCACCACAAGUUAGAUUAAAAGAGGGGGCUAGGAAUCUUUAUAUUUUUCCAGCGUUUACAGGUUUGUUUGAGAGGGACUUAAUUUGGGAAAAACUGCCUGCAUGUCACGUCGCACAUUCACUUUGCACCAAUGCUUCUCAUUUGCACCAUUGUCGCCAGUUAUCAGCGGUUAACUCUGUGCUGAAAAUGUCACACACUUUGGGAUAAAUGUAAAAACAAAAAAUCCCACAACAGAAACUUUUUCAUACUUGGCUAGAUAUAAGUACUUGCUUCUACAUCUUUUCUGACUGAUAUAUCCCCACAGUGUUCUGAGAACUUUCAAAAUGAUAGACAGUUGACUCCCUUUCUUUCUGAUGUGGUUCUGUUUUUUUCCUUCCUCCCAAACAAAUUUACCUUCUUAGUAAAUAUAUGACUCAAUGAAAAAUGGUUGGUUCUGGGUCAGUGUGUUUUCAGACAGUUACUUUAGACCAAGGGGUAAAAUUUUGUGUGCCAGAUGAUGUCAAGAUAAUUAAUUGAUGCUCUUUUGCCAAUUGACCUAAAACUGUUUUGUUACAUUUGGCUAAGGAAUAAGGAAGAAAAUAUUGAUUUGGUUUUUCCUUGCUGUCUUUAAUUGAAGCAAUAAAGCCAGGUGAGAAGACUGCCUAGAGCAGGGGGCUGGACUUGAUGACCUUCUGAGGUCUCUUCCAGUUCUAUGAUUCUAUGAUAAGACAAACAAACAUCUUGAUAGCUAAAAUAUCUAGAAGAUACAAUUAUUUUAAUGCUCUUUAACUAAAAUCCAUUGAAAUUAAAAUAAUUCAUGGAGUCUUGGUAGCAUAUGCUGUUUAUAAAGUGUAUUCUGAGAUACAGCUCAUUAAAAAAACCCAAUGCUCUCUUUAUAAAAUCAUUCCUAUAUAACAACAUCUGGUACUCAUGCACAAAUUGAAAACGGCUCAUUAAUGUUUGGCCAUUAAAAUAAGUUUAAUUUACCUUUCCUCUAAAUUAUCCUUUUUAUUUAUCUUAAUUCACAUUCAUAGGAGAGAUUCAUUUAAAAAAUGAAGGGGUAAAUGUAUUCUCAUUUUACAUGCAUGCAAUAUCAGGGAAAAAUUAAAUUUAGUUGAGAUUAAAAUGAACAAGCAAAUUUAGUUUAGUAAGCAGAUUUUGGGUUGUUACGUUGUGCAGGUACCGGGUUGGGGAGCACUCACCACCCAGUUCCUGCACAGCCGGAUGAGCGCUCCCCCUGCCCCGUCCUACGGCUGCGGAGGAAUCGGGUGGUGAGCUGGUGUGUUUAAAAAAAAAAUUGUAUACCCCGUGGAGGGGUGGGGGAGGGUGGGGGUUUGUAAAAACGAAUAUAACCCAUGGGUUAUAUUCGCUAAAUUACAGUAAGUUUCAGACUUAUGUAAUCGCUAAACUGGAUAAUGCAAACGCUUGUUGGACUGUUUAAAUACGUUCACCAGUCCUCAGUGACAUUUCAGUUUUCCAGAUGGAAUUAAGUUUCCUCUGCAAAGUCUGCUGAAUACAACGCAAGCCUCACUUAAUACCACUUCUAGUCAGUUUGUUUUGUGUAUCUUUUGUGGAGUAUUGUAAUGUGUGAAGAGAGGAAAAUGUUUUAUGUCUGAAUGUAAACACUAAGUCUAGCUGUCAGAGUAGUGUACGCUAGCUUCACUUAAAAAAAAAAAAAAAACCAGUUUUCCCUAAAGAGCUUUAAAUAGUUUGACAGUUAAAAAAAUACUGUUGAUAUCAUUACUGUAUUUCAUUUACAUUUGACUGUUCAUACGUACAGUGAAAUAAUUAAGAAAUUUUUAAUAUUUAAAAUGUUCAUAAUCAUAAGUAUUGCUGAAAUAGCUUUGCUUUGUUAUAGAAACUAUCCAAGCCCCCGUUUACCCCCUCUGAAAGGAAUCAAACCUGAGAGAAGAGGCGAAGCAUGGAGGAUACUCCAAGAUUCUUCUUGGGGAAUUUCCUGCUUAUCGGGUCACAUUAGAAAAGUUUGGUGUCCUUUAGAGUGAGCCCAUAAAUCUACAAGGAAAGGACACCAAGAUCUGCAUGGUUCUCUUCAGUUCCCCCCCCAGACGUAGUAUGGCUUUGGAGCACCGUGCUGAAAUUAGCUAUGCUGCCCCAUAGCCAUUUGGUAGCGUACACCUGGGAGAAUUCUGUGCCCCAAAUUAAAAAUUCUGCACAGUGUUAAAAUUCUGCUUUUGUCAAAAUAACAUUACGUAAUCACAUCACUUUCAAUUAUUUGGGUAAUUUGUUUCAAAACACCUUUCAGCAACUACGUCUGCAACAAUGCAGACUGCCCAAAAGAUUCCCGCCCGGAGGCAGAACGUUAAAGCCCUACAACAACCUAGUCCCUGUUACGCUGGCUUCUCCCUCUGAGCCAGGCUGUGGAGCACCCCAUGGCCCAUACGUCUGCACCACCUCUCCCCUCAGAGCCCAGCCAUGGGGCACCCCCAGCCCAGACACCCUCACCCCAAAAAAAUCCUCUGCAGGGUUCCCUGGUACAGACCCCCCCUACCCUGAGCCCAGUCACAGGGUCAGACACCUGCUCCCCAGCCCAGACACUUGCACCUCCUCCUGCCCAGGGAUUUAGAGUCUCAUGCUGGCUCACAGGCUUGUAUGGAGUUUCCUGCAUGCUGGGAACCGCAGCUGCCCAGAACAUGCCCUCUCCGCUCUAGCAAGAUCCUGUAUUGGAGAGCUGGGCUUUGUUGGACCCAGUGGUCCCAAAUGUCAGCCAGCAGUUCUGUAGCACCAGUUCUGCAGGGAAAAAGGGAAUUCUGCACAGAUUGUGCAUUGCAGAUGAUGCAGGAUUGCCCCAGGAGUGGUGGCAGCUUCAGAAGCGACUGACAAGGGAUCCAUGCUUUUAAGAGAUGAAGGAACAAUACCCCCAAUCUGGAAAUGGGAGAGGCAUUACUGCCUACAGCCCAUCUUUUCCCCCCACCUCGGACUGCCAUCCCCACGACUGCAAUUCAGAGGGCGAGGGAGUGGCAAGGUUCCUUAGGGCUCUCAUGGAUGAUGGCUAGAUUUCUGUGCACAAAUCAGAGUUCUGACCGGGAUGCAGUGUGGCAGGGCCUGGCCUUUCCCUCGGGUUAGUCCAGCCCGCUCAGUGGAAGUCACAGUCCCUGUCGUCCUCUCAUAACAGGCAAGGAGAAAGCAGCCCAAAGAUGCCCCCAGCUUUCAUCAUGGACUGUGAUAUUGCAUGUUUGGAAUUUUUCUUAAAUGUCACUAAUCACAAGUAGUCGCCAUAUAAUACUUUUAUUUAUUAUCUAUCUCCAUUUCUAGCUGCAUCUGCUUACAGACUCACUAACUUUCCCCUCUCAUGCCCCCAGUAACCUUCCCCCCAUUAGUUUUUCACAUGGGAAACUGUCACAUAGUUCAGCAGUGAGGCGUCUAAGAGAUCCCCACAUCCUGCCCAUUAGAAACACUGUUUCCAUUCUGUGUAGGACCGUGUGUGGUGACACGGAUUGCACCGUUUGGUGAGGGCUUCAGAGCACUCAGCAUUGGCUUGACUUGAGUAGGACUAGUUAUGCCAACAGUAAGAGCUUUAGGGAAUCUCACUCAUUAAGGCUUGACAGUUACAGUGCUGUAGGAGUUAUUUACGAACUAAUUAUUCAAAGCCAAGUUACUGCAAUAAAACCACAGUAAGGCAUGUUUAGUGAUUUAUUACAUGUCUGAACAUACCAAAAUGUUUUCUUUGGCCCCAGCAUGUUGUCUUUUUCCCCAUAGAUGGACAGGGUAUUGGCAUGGCUCCAGUGCAACCCACAGGAAUGUUGUGUCCUUCAAGGGGUAAGAUUAUUAGUGAGGUCGUUUCUAGUUGAUUGUACCCUGUUUUAAGUAAUGGCAUUAAAGUGUUUAGUUCAAGGUGACAAAAUGACUUCAACCUGUCAGAAAUACACGUACUGACAUGUCUCAGUGGUUUGCAUAUAGAUAAUUAAAGGUUGGAGUGGCUAGAUCUGUGACUUUGAUUUGCACUGUACAUAGGACUGCAGGUCAUUGACCGACAAAUAGGCUCAGAUAUGUCCAGAUUUUUAAAGCUCUUCCAUAAUAUAACCAGGAAGGACCUACCUCAGAGGUGGCCAACCUGUGGCUCCAGAGCCAUACGCGGCUCCUUGCUUAGGUACCAAAUCCAGGGCUGCAGCUACAGGUGCCAACUUCCCACUGGGCUGGAGGGUGCUCACUGUUCAACCCCCAGCUCUGCCCUAGGCUCUUUCCCCCUAGGAUCCUGCCACUUCCUACCCUCUCCACAGAGCCUGUCACACCCUUGCUUCCCCCCUCCAGUGUCUGCCACUGAGACACAGCUGAUCCCAGUGGCAGGAGGAAAAGAAGGAGGCACUGACUGGUGGGGCUGCCAGGGGCUGGGAUGUGCUGAGAGCGGUGGUGGGGAGAUGAGCAAGGCUGGUGACAUAGAACGGUGGCUCUUUGUCAAUGUGCGUUGGUACAUUCUGGUUCCUCCUCAGGUUUAGGUUGGCCAGCCAGACCUACAUAAUGUACUGCAUAAAGGAGUAGGUUAAGAAAGGAAUAGUAGUAAUCGUUUAGCUGUAUCAUGAAUUGUAAGGAAGUGCCAGGAAGACGGGAAGAGCUGCAGGGUCUCAGUGUGGACAAGACGAGGGUGCAGGAAGGAGCAUUAUUUUAGGAUUACUAGGAACUAGGGAACCUUUCGAGAAAAGAAGGCCUAAAAUGGAAUCAUCAUUUCUUGCAUGUGAAAUUCAAACUGGUAGAGCGGAGCACAUGGUCCAUUAGGGAUGAAUUUAAGUGGGAUAUUCUAUAUCCUAGUGAAAAGGAGAGGAAAGAAGUUUGGAAAGUACAUAUUGGAGCAAGGGAGGAGCAGUAAAACAUAAGAAUCCCUUCAAAUAUAACACAUGAAUGAAAGCAAGAACUGAAUAACAAAAUGUAAGUGCUUAUAUAAAAUAUGAGACGUUUAAAUACUAACAUGGGUGAACUAAAUUGCCGGGCAUUAAAUGAGGAUAUUGAUAUAAUAAACAUCCUGAAAACUUGGAUGAAGAUAAUCAACGGAGGACACAAAUACCAGAAUCCAAAGACAUAUGAAAUGAUGAAGUCUAAAUGGAUUUUUUAUUACUCAAGAAAUAGAUCUUGGAUUCAUUGUGGAUAGUUCUCUGAAAACAUCUGCUCAAUGUGCAGCAGCCAAAAUAGCAAAAAGAAAUGAGAAACCAUAAGGAAAGGGAUAGAUAAGAAGAUAGUGUCAUCGUGAUAUUACACACAUUUGUACUACUGCAUGCCUUUCUGGUCACUCCAUCUCAAAAAAAUAUUAGAAUUAAAAAAGAUUCAGAGGACAGUAAAACUUAUUAGGAGUAUGGAACAGCUUCCAUAUGAGAAGAGAUUUAAAAAGACUGGGAGUGUUCAGCCAAAGAAGAAAACGACUAAAUGUGAGUGAGAGCGGUCUGUAGAAUCAUGACUGGUGUGGAGAAGUGUUAUUUCCCCCUUUCCGUAAAGCAAGAGCCAGGGGCCCCAGGAUGACAUUAAUCGGCAGCAGGCUGGAAACAGAUGUUUCGCACCGAGCACAGCCAGCCUGUGGGACUUGCUGCCUGGGAACGCUGUAAAGGCUAAAAGUCUCUAGUCCUUUUCUGACCCUAGCUGUAAGUUCAAGAACCAUUAGUGGCCAUUAGCCAAGAUGAUCAGGGAUGCAGCCCUGUGCUCUGGGUGUCCCUAAAGCUCUAGCUGCCAGAAGCUUGGACUGAAGGGACCAGGGGAUGGCUCCUUCGAAAUUGCCUUGUUCUAAUCAUUCUCUCUGAAGCAUCUGGCUGUGGGCACUGUCAGAAGACAGCACAUGUCCAUUCUGCUCUUCCAGGCAAGUCCUCCGUAGGCCACUCUUCAUAAAGUGCCACUCUUCUUUGCCUCUACCUGGAGUUUAUCCCUAAAAUAAUUUGAGGUUCACAUAAAACAAGCUCCUUAUUGGGAUUUUUCCCAAAACAGCAAUGCUGCUGAGGAGGAGAGUGGACGUCACUCUCUUGAUGUCCAACAGGCACUGGCACGCUGUGUGCAGAGAAUGAAAGCAAAUAGGAACCCACCAAGACUGUUUAGCACCUUAUCAGAGCAAUCAAGGACUCCAGGAUUAUCCAUGCACAGACUCUGCAAAAGGAACUCAAGCUGCACCAUCCUUUCCUCCCAAGUAACAUGUUUCUCUCACACAUCUCGGAAGGGGGGAGAGCCCGAUUCCCUGGAGUACAGACAAACCUCUACAACCAUGGCGUCCAACCAGCUCUGAAGCAGUAGCCACUAUAGUGGCCCACACUCCACUGGCCAAAUAGCCACAUUGUUUGAGCCAACUUGCCACAUGUGGCUAAUGGUUAGUAUGUUGGACACCACGGCUCUACAGCAUCUCUGAGAUGAACUCUACUAGCUGUAUCCACAAGGCAGCUACUUUGGAACUCGCCAUAUAUUCAGAUGCUACACGUUGGCCCAUACCUGUGCUGCAGAUAUAGCUGUGGGAACAGACAUGCAUGCCCUCUUCAUCCUUGUGAAGCAGGAGGUGGAGACUACUGCUUACUAAUUUCCCAUGUGUGGGGUGCACAUAGGAGCCGUCACUCAAAGAAGAAAUGGAAGCAGGUUACCUGGAAGUGGAGGUUUUUUGAUAUGGGUGGUCCCUAAUUGUAUUUCACUGCCCACUCCAUCCCCUUUGCGGUGGCUGAUGGCUGGAUUUGCUGUAAGAACAGACUAAAAAAGCAUCUGUCUGCACGGUGCCUUAUACUCUUGGUUCAGAGCAUGAGGAGAGCAACUGCACACAUGUAAACCAACAGACGUUGCUUACUAAAAAUCUUCAGAAUCAUGGGUGGGGCAUAUCCUUACACACGUGUGGAACACGGAUAAAGACCACACAUCCUGAAGAACCUCUAGUUAGAGGUAAGCAACCUCUCGACCAUUUUCUGCACUGAGUUAGUCCGAGGUGUGCAUCCUUUUUGGAAAUCCUGAUCUGUUACUUCCAACAACUUCAGCUGAAAAUGGCAUGCUGGUUGUUUUAAAAAGUCUCACGUAAAUAAAGGAAUACCACUGAGCUCUGAGAUUGUAAAGGGUAUGGACCAUUAGAACUUGUCAAGAGGAUAUGUACAGUUUUGUGGGGCAUAGAAUUUCCAGCAGGGUGUCUGUGGGCUGCACUGCAGACCAGAUUUAUUCAGAGGAUAAGUUAGCCUGGUGCAGCAAUGGGAGUGGGGAGAAGAGCGGGCAGAUGGCUUGGAAUUAGUGUAGUUCUCGGGGGAAGGCAACAGCUCCCAGUUCUGGACCCACGUCUCUCUGUAAAGGCCAUAGCAAGUAUAGAAUUUGCUUCCUGAGUCUCCCAAAGGCUAGGGAAUCUAGUCCUGCAAGGCGUUCAUGGCUCGCUGCCUUAGCUCUGCCAAGCGUCCUUUCCAGCCAUUCCUCCCACCCCUUGUGACCAUGCUUGUGGGAUGACAGUAACAUCUGCUCGCUCCCUCUUCAUCUCACUGAUUGAGCUCCAUGUUAGAGAUCAGAAACAAGGGAGGGGACAUUGAGGUCACAAAGUCCUUUUCGUGUAUUUCCUUUUUGCCAGCCACCAAGGAAAGAGAGAUCCCUUCCCAUGCCUUUCUGGGCACAUCUACCCUUCCUAGAGCAUUGGGCAGCACCCAACCAGGGCCUGCCCCGAGAUCAGUUCUGCAAACGAAAUUCCUGUGUACACGUAAGGGGGCUAGGAUUCGGUGGCUGAAAAAACCCAACGCCUCUUUUGUGGAGCAGUAUCCUUUGCAGGGACAGCAGAUAGUUAUUGGGGGAAGUGAAAGCUGAGUGCGCAUUUUCCAGUAAUUUUCACACGCACACACAAAAAUACUGUUAUCCUGGACUCCUGAAAGGAAUGUUCAUCGAGAGAAUGCAGUGCUGCGAACAAGAAGACAUUUCCCUGGUGUUAGUUGCUUCUCUACUCCAGUUUGUCCUCAUAUGAAAAGAAACCGUGUUACCACUCCUGGCCAUUACAUGCCUAGCACAUAGUUUAACAUAAUAUGCACGCAAUACAUUUAUAGUGGCAUCUUCACACUGGUGGGGAAAACAUGUAUAUCGAAUGCACAGCAUUUUUUAAAAAAUACACUGUUUUAUGUAGCUAUUUUGGUGAUAUGCAUGUGAAAAGAAAACAUUACGCUUUUAUUUCUAAUGUGGAAAUUGUUCUUUCCACAUUGGCCCCGUGUCUAAAAUCAAGAUGCUUCCUUCUUAGUUUAAUUCAAGUCAAUGGCUUUAAUUUUUACUUCGUAGACUAGUGCUUUGUAUGGGUUUAAGAAGAUACUUUCUAUAGAGCAUUUCUGUUAACACACACUGAAAUUGUAGUUUUGUUACACUGUGUUUCACUGUCUUUUUUUGUUAUUUUCUAAAACACACUUGAGUUCAUAAAAGCCACUUGAUCAUUUUUAGGUGGAGGAGAAAGCAAUAAUGACCAAGAUGGCAUCAGUCACUAUGUCUACACUGUAAUGCUAUUUCAGGAUACUGGGGUGUCCCAAAAUAGCAGUCCAUAUCUUAACAGCAAGCCUGUUGUUUUGGGCUCAUUAUUCCGACGUCCCAGUAAACCUCAUUCCACAAGGAGUAAGGGAUGUUUCUGAAUAGCAACUUAUUUCAAAAUGUGGCUAUUUCAAGCGACAAUGCAGUGUUGAUGCACCCUGAAUGAUUUUCUAAUUGCUUUUAAAGUAUAUUGAAAUUAACAGUUUUCGACAAGCUUUCUUUAAAUCUAGCCUUCUGAGCCACACAUCUGCCUUGAGGGCGGGGGGCUGGACUCGAUGACCUCUCAAAGUCCCUUCCAGUCCUAUUAUUCUAUGAUUCUAUGAUCUGAAUGCCAGUCCUCGAAAAGCUUUAGAAAACAUCCUUAUUUUUCUGAGAAGUCAUAAAAAAGCAGAAUUGUUGAAACCUCACACAAAUUAAAUCCUGAUGGGUGAUGUUCUAACCCAUUGAAAUCAGUUUCAAAACUCUGCGUGACUUCAGGGGAACUUCCCCAGAGCAUGUAUUACAGAGCAACCUAUCUGACACAAUCUGUUGGCACUUAAGAUACAGUUAAGGCUUCCCUAGGGGAAGUGUAGUAAUAUCAAACAGCCAGACAGAUCAAGUACAUGGUGGUAACCACGCAAGUGUGUGUUUCUGUUGAGGGGGGGGGUUCGUUUAAAUCAGUCAUUUGCGUAGAAUGGCAGUUUUUGUUUUGGGCCUGACCAUGUAGCUGAGACAUGGAAUUGAUGCUGGACCAUGGAAGUUCUGUUGGUAAAGCGCAGGAAGGAUCAGGCCUUUCUUUGUAAGUAUUAGUACAGGUUUGUUUAGUAAACCCGUAUACUGUAGUAAGCAUUGAUAGGGCAUUGCCACAAGAGGGGAGAUUUCCACGUGGCCCCUGUUUUGUGUUGCAUCUACAGUAUAUGUGUGUACUGUCUGUGUAGUACGUACACAGACAUUGUAAAGGGAUUGUUUGGUGACUAGUGUGGGAUUCAUGUGAAUUUUAACUAUUGUGUAAUCUGUAGAGCCAAGAACAUGUGAUUGCUUAAAAACCAUGUUACAAGAUCAGUUGGUCAGUAUUCACAUAUUUUGUUUUGUACAUUUUUUAUUUCUUAUGAAACUCAGAAAACACAAUAUAACCAAAUCAGCAACAUGUAAAUGUAUGCAAAAUUUACAGUGAUUCUGAGUCAGAUAUCUGGAAAGUGAUCAUAUAAGUAGCAGCAAAUGCUUAAAUUGUGUUAAAUAUUUGUAACACAACUAUUUGAUAUUGCAUUUUAAUCCAUUCUGCAUUUCAUAUUCCAUAACCCUUAUCCCUCCGUUUUGAAGUUCGCCUACAUGUACAAUUCUGUAUCUUGAGUCUUUUAAUUUUCAGGACUUCCAUUAUUGCUGGUGCUUCCAACGUGCAUCUGUUUCUUUGGAAAACAACUCUACUGUUAUUUUUUGUAAAUAGUUUUGUAUUGAAUUUGCAUGGAUAAACCCCUCCCCCCACCCAAAACCAGUGUAUAUAUUCUAUGUAUAAAAUACAAACUGUUUCAUAACUU